CCCCCCCCCCCCGACCAUGUGGGAUGCAAUCUGUCCUAAAGAAAACGAGGGGCGCUGGUGCCAAGGUUGCCGCUGAGUCCCAUCCAAACCCGCUCCAUUUGCAAGACACAGAUCACAAACAUCCAAACAACCGGCGAGCAGCUCAGAGGCCCGGUUAAGUGGCUCCUCACUCCACUUGUGCUCACGCUCCGGCGACUGAUGCGCCAUCAAAGAGCACCGCGCAUCAUCCAGGCAGCCAUGUCUGGAGUCAAAUAACUGAAGUUGUGUGCUUUUGGUGUUUUCAGAGUGAUUUGUUGUAAACACAUGUAGAAGAAAUGACACAAAACUAAACCAGCUUCACGUUGGAGCCCAUGUGCUGUGAUCAGCUCUGAUUAUCUUCCCCUGCUCUGCUGUGAACCAGUCGGGUUUUGUGUUUUCAGAGAGCAGUCGGGCAGAAAAACGGAUUUCACGUCAGUGAAGUAAAGGUGUCCAUGAAAGAAGCCGGAGAUGGCCUCCACGCUCAGAUGAAUUCAAUGAUGGGAGCCCUUCAGGAACUCAAGCUCCUUCAGGUCCAGACAGCGCUAGAGAACCUCGAUAUUUCCCGCCGGCCGAUAAAUCGAGGGAUCCCACGUCCUGCUGCGGCAGCUUCCGGUCCGGCGAAGGAUCGCACGUCCUGCGGUUUGAGUCCGAGCACGCUCAUGGAGCCCGAACCAAGUCCGACGCCAAGUCCGAGGCAGUCUGUGGACAGCAGGAACAGCGUCGGCCAAGGCGACCGCAGUCCAUCCCGAGACAGAAGCAGCCUGGGCUCCUCGUCGUCCUCCUCGUCCAGUCUGGACAGCGAGAGUGAGACAAGUGAAAGGAGCCCAAGAACAGCGCGGAGCGAGAACGACCUCCAGUCUGUGCCCAGGAGGUGGUCGGGGUACACCACCCCCCAGGUGGACUUCUACGGGCCGGUGGUGGGAAACCCUCCCCCAGAGCCGUACCCCCACGCGCCGGCUCCCGGCCACUCCCGGGCGGUGGACCUGCCCGGCAUCCUCUACAGCCUUUCCAGAGAGGGCCCCUCGCUAGACAGCGACUACUCCCAGGACAGCGCCGACGACGCCGGCGACUGGACGUCCUCGCUCAUGAGCCGCAGUCGCAACCGCCAGCCGCUGGUGCUGGGCGACAACGUCUUCGCCGACCUGGUGGGCAACUGGCUGGACCUGCCCGAGGUGGAGAGGGAGGAGGCGGGGGUGGAGGAGAGGAGGAAGGGGAGGGGAGAGCGGGCGGCCAGCGGGGGCGCGGAGCGGCCGGACUCGCCGGCCCACCCCCUGCGGCUCAGCCGCUCGCAGGAGAUCUGCAGGAGGUUCUCCCUCACCACCAACAUCUUCAAGAAGUUCCUGCGCAGCGUGCGGCCCGACAGGGACAAGCUGCUCAAGGAGAGGCCGGGCUGGAUGGCCCCCGAGCUGCCGGAGGGCGACCUCUUCAAAAGGCCCAAGAAGGUAGUCCCCAAAGGCCCGAAAGGCAGCUUCUACCUGCCGUUCUGGGCCAACGGGCCGCAGGGCAAAGGGCGGUGUCCGCACUUAGCCGAGCUGGAGCAGCAGCACCGCCGGCACCUCGCCCACUUCCACCAGCAGCCGUUCGCGGGGAUCCGGUUGGACAGGAGGCAGGCCGAGGCCGGACUGGAGAGAAUGCAGCCGUUGUUUGACUACAACACAGCUGUGUGGGUGUGACGGGCGCUCAGACGGAAGGAGGGACGGGUGCUGCAGCCAACAAACGACUGGGUCCAAGAACAAACCGAACUAAAGAACCUCGCGGCCGAGCGUCGCCGUUCUCCAGCAACUGAGAGGUUCUCAGGGCAACAAAAGCUAAACUGUAUCUAAGAAUCUCAGUGAGCGACUUUUUAAAGGUUUUUGUAUCAUGCAAGUUUUUUACUCUUUCACUUUUCUUCUGGGGUGUUUGUAUGUUUGUAUGUAUGUGCAAGUGCAUCAAAAGUCGGUACGCUGAAAUUCUCAGAAUGUCACCAUCGACACACUUCGGUACGGGACACCUCGCGUGCAUCUCACCCCUUUGCAUGAAUGAACGUACAGCUGUUACUCAACGCACUGCCACUGAACGCCCAGCUCCGCUCCCAACGCGGUGCCGGCGCGUUGGAAGCUCAGGUUUAACUGAACCGGCCUCUCGUUCGCCGAGCUCAGGGAGGGAAUGCUGUGACACGCUGCCUUUUCAGACUUAGGUUUCAAACAGAGUCUCUCUGCACGGCAGGCGUCAGUCCUCGGGGGCUGUUAGCAGAGAGGCAGCCAACCCCUGGUACCGACCGACUGCCAUCUGGUACCCGGACGUUAUGUAAAGCCUGUUCCCGCAGGCUUGAGGCAGACAGCGAGUGGUCGGAUGAUCCUGAACCCAAUGGGACCAUGGCGCUCCGUGCUGCAUAUACAAGGGAGGGCACACGAGUUUAGGCAAUGGGGGGGGGUUAAAUGUACAGAGCAUUGUACAUAUUUGCCAUGGUCACAGCUGCAGCAAUAACAGACACUUCCUGUAAUGUCCCAUCGCAUGGUUUUCAGUACUGUCAUGUUUAGAUCGUUUAACAUCAUGACAAGUAAAUUCUUGUCCGGUGCCACCGGACCUAAACCGAAACGAACGAGGCACCCAAACAGCAUUUCGUAGUAAUUAAAAGCAAUGCAUGGAUUCUUCUCACGCUCAUAUCAGCACCAGGACUCCCUCAGGAUUGCGUAGAGCACUGCCUGUGCUGAUAAAACACACAGGACCACAGUUAUGCAAAGACAAUCUGAUGCUCUAACUUAUUAAGACGAUAAUAACGCUCAUUUCACUCUGUUUUAAUUGUGAUAUCUGAUCCACUUAGCCCCGCGGGGAUUAGGCCCGAGGCCCAGUGGAUCCAUAUGGUGGCGUCUCAGCAUUCAGGUCAAUGCAGACACGCUGAGGCAGCCUGAGAUGUCCGGUCACACACUACAGUACGUGUGUGUGCAUGUAACAGCUGUUUCUUCCUAUCUACAGAUGUCAAGGUGUCAUUUUCAGCACUGUUGUUGAUAUUUUUCAUCAGGGUUCUGCGAACCUCCAGUAGUGAUUCUGUGUCGUGCACUUUCAAACUGUCACCGACUCUUUGUAAAUUAAAUCUGCUUUCAGAAA
Molecule: messenger RNA, 3105 nt
Organism: Betta splendens (Siamese fighting fish)
Lineage: Eukaryota; Metazoa; Chordata; Actinopteri; Anabantiformes; Osphronemidae
Gene: inka2
Product: inka box actin regulator 2
Exons: 2
Coding region: 471-1691 (406 amino acids)
Cellular component (GO): nucleus
Molecular function (GO): protein kinase binding; protein serine/threonine kinase inhibitor activity
Source: RefSeq, a predicted model, not a curated record